AGGACUCUCCCGAGACUCUUUUCAAGACUACUUAAUUAUUCUAGACUCAAACUCUCACAAAUCUCUAUCAAAUUUCCCUGUAGCAAUUUGCAAUUUUUUUGGCUUCGUUUCUUCAUCAGCUUAUCUUGGUUUUUUUUCAGGCUUCAAUUGCGUGAGGUUUAUUUAUAACAAGGUAUAUAUGUAGCUAUUCUUCUAAUUAAUUGCACUAUUAUCAUAAUGUAUCAGAAUUUUGCAUGUAAUAUAGAAUUCCAAAUAUGGCAGAUAGGGCGAGAGAAUGAAGUUUUUAGCUUGGUUAAUGCAAAAGAAGGACUCAUUGUAUUUUCCACCAGAACUAUUGUUGGGCAUCUUAUUAAGACUCCCUGUGAAAUCACUCGUUCGGUUCAAGUCGGUACAUAGCUAUUGGCUUUCUUUGAUUUCGAGUCCCGAGUUCUUCCGUGAACAUAUUUCUCAUAAUCCCUUCUACAAAUAUGUAGUUGUUAGGGUUGAGGAUACCAACACAUCGAGUCGUUGUCUCUCGCUUCGUAUUUUCAAUUCCGUGGCUCAAGAUUUCUUUGAUGAUGAAGCAUUAGCCAUUCCAUAUCCUUUUGGAAUAUAUUCUAUUGUUGGCGUACAUGGAUCUUACAAUGGUUUCGUGCUCAUAGCUAUUGGUCUCAGACUUGACGCUUUUAUUUUGUGGAAUCCAUCUACCAGAGAAUACUAUAAAAUUUGCGGACCUGAAGAUCAUGCCUUAUGGAGUAUAGUUGGUCUAGCUUAUGAUGCAUCAAAUGAUGAUUACAAGAUUGUUACAGGAUUUUAUUCUCUCUACAUGGUUGGAAUGGAUGUUCGAAGUUAUAGUCUCAAAACCGGGUGCUGGGAGAAAAUAAAUCACCAUUUCUCUUACAGGAUGAGAACAGAUCAUCCAGGAAUGACUCCUGCCAGUGGGAUGCCACAUUGGCUUGUAUCUACUAACCGUAAUUCUCGCGAAGAUAUGGUUGUUUAUUUCGAUAUAGAAGAGAAUGAAUUGAAGCAAGUGUUUUUACCUGAAGGGAUACGUGGUUGGUGUCAAUUCAUCUCGGUUUUUCACGGAUAUAUUUGUGUGGGCUGUUUCCUACGUAAUCCCGUUAUAUAUGUGAUGAAAGAAUGUGCAUCAAAAAAAUUAUGGAUUAAGUUGAACAUCAAUUUCUCUCCCGUCGCUGAAUACCAUUGUCUAGCGCCGGUUGGAUUUGCCAGGGAAAAUGGAAUAAUAACGAGGGCAGAUGCUAGUGGUUUAGUUAUAUAUUGUCGCAAUACAAAUCAGUACCGGGUUGUUAAAUGUCCAGAUAGUCAUCGGCAGUUUAAGGUGGCGACAUAUAAAGAGAGUCUUGAAUCCCCCUGUAGAAUCUCAGGGGAACAUCAUCGAUAUGUGUCUGUACCGUUACAUGCUAGUCCACCGGAACCUGCUAGUUUGCCGAAACCUGCUGAAAAUGGGGAGGCUUGGGAAAUCACCAAGUCUCUACUACUUGUUUCUGUUGCAUCUUAGGAGCGCAUCUGUGUGCUAAUGAUGAGUUCAGCAAGAUGGCAUCAGAAAUAUGGAGCUCAAUAAAUAUUUUCCGUCCUCUACCAAUUGUCUCGACUUUAAGGCGUUUCAUAGUAAAAGGGACAAAUGAUGAACAAAAUCAUAAUCAAGUAAAUGAUCCUCAACACAAGGGUGAUAAAGCAAAUUGAUAAUCUAGCAAACAAGGGAGAGCAAGUUGAUUUUUACAAGAAUUUACCUACAGCAUUUACUUUUGUGUAAGAGGGCUUUGCUAUGUCAAAUUGUGAUUAAAAAUUUAAG
Messenger RNA from Mercurialis annua (annual mercury), 1792 nucleotides. Its product is annotated as F-box/kelch-repeat protein At3g23880-like. Bases 275 to 1498 code for a protein of 407 amino acids. Gene Ontology annotation, molecular function: protein binding. The transcript has 2 exons. The record is from RefSeq and is a predicted model, not a curated record. Lineage: Eukaryota; Viridiplantae; Streptophyta; Magnoliopsida; Malpighiales; Euphorbiaceae.